GUCAAUGGUAGACACUAGCGACAGCAACAUCGUCGUGCUUCUUCUUUUAAAAUAAUCCAAGAUGUCUAAACGAGGACGUGGUGGUUCCGCGGGAGCCAAAUUCAGGAUAUCUCUUGGUCUACCAGUUGGUGCAGUUAUUAAUUGUGCCGAUAAUACUGGUGCCAAGAAUUUGUAUGUUAUUGCGGUACAAGGAAUCAAAGGCCGGUUGAACCGCUUACCAGCAGCGGGAUCCGGUGAUAUGAUUGUUGCUACUGUAAAGAAAGGAAAACCUGAACUUAGAAAAAAGGUAAUGCCUGCAGUGGUCAUACGACAACGAAAACCAUUUCGUAGGAAGGACGGCACGUUUAUAUACUUUGAAGACAAUGCAGGUGUAAUUGUCAACAACAAAGGCGAAAUGAAAGGAUCAGCUAUUACGGGACCUGUAGCAAAAGAAUGUGCAGAUUUAUGGCCAAGAAUUGCAUCUAACGCCAGCAGUAUCGCAUAAUUCAUCCUGUAUAAAAGAUCGACAAAAUAAAUCUGAAAAUAUUAACAUUU
Molecule: messenger RNA, 534 nt
Organism: Pseudomyrmex gracilis
Lineage: Eukaryota; Metazoa; Arthropoda; Insecta; Hymenoptera; Formicidae
Gene: RpL23
Product: 60S ribosomal protein L23
Exons: 4
Coding region: 62-484 (140 amino acids)
Biological process (GO): translation
Cellular component (GO): ribosome; cytosolic large ribosomal subunit
Molecular function (GO): large ribosomal subunit rRNA binding; structural constituent of ribosome
Source: RefSeq, a predicted model, not a curated record